AUGGCGUGUUCCCGAGGCUUCGCCCUGGUGGCAGUUAUUUGUCUGUUUGCCGGCGCGGUAUCGAACCCAGUACGCCGGUCUCCCGAUUUAGAAGCAAGGCGCAGAAGUGCGAUUGAUCGUAGUAUGAUAAGAUUCGGCCGGUCCUAUCCGCCUGAGCCAUCCGCCGCCGACCUGCGGGAGGCUUUGCAGCGCCAGACGCGUCGCGGCAACAGUUUCCUGCGCUUCGGCCGCUCACAGCCCGUCGCGUUCACCGCCGACGACCUUGUCGCCCUGCUGCGGUCCUACGACGACGACUACGAGGCUCCGAUCGCGAAGAGGGUCUCCAACUUCGUCAGGCUCGGCCGCGACCCCAAGUUCAUCAGGCUCGGCAGGUCGGCCGCCGAGGACCAGGGCUUGGAGCAGAACGCCGAGCUCUACGUCAGCGGCUAUCCACAGAGGAAAAGCAGGGCCAGGGACCACUUCGUGAGGCUUGGACGUGGCGGCGAAGAUGUUAGCGGCUCCAGUGAGCUCGAGGAGAUGCCCGAAGACAGGAGAAAGAGGUCCACCGAGAUCUGCGAUGACUGUCACACG
Iphiclides podalirius (scarce swallowtail) is the source of this 570-nucleotide messenger RNA. Lineage: Eukaryota; Metazoa; Arthropoda; Insecta; Lepidoptera; Papilionidae. The record is from the annotation of a GenBank genome assembly.